CUCACAACCUUCGCGCUCGCUGGGAUUGGGGUUGACUCGAGAGCUGGCGUCAGAAGCCCCGAGCGUUGUUCGCGGCCCACAGUUAACACCUGCAGUCGUCGGGGGAUGGAGGGGAGGAGUCAUGUGCCCGAGACCACCCCGCCAAUGAGAAGCAAACCUGGGACGGAGCCCCGGGGCUUCCCGCCGCCCGGCCGCGUUCUGGCCCUCCGGCGCCGCCGCCUCCCGGCCCGGAGCGUUCUGAGCCCGCGCGCCGCACGUUGCGGUUCCCUGCGCACAGUGCUCCGCGCCGCCGGCGGUUCGGCUUAAUGCCUGUCGUCUUCGGAGUCUUCGGAGCCACUAGGACCCUCCGGUCUUUCUCGGCGCCGAGAGCCUGGCCGCGGGGACGGUACCCCUGGGUGGGCUGAGACCAGGAGAAGCUGGAGAAGCUUCUAGCAGCGGCGGGGCGGGGGCAGGGGGAGCCUGGGGCAGGGGGCGCGCCCCAGCAGGCCGCCGGCCUCCCGGCCGCCCGCAGCAGAGCUCCGGGCGCUGCGGGUGGCCGCCUGCCCCUAGCCCGGGAGCGGCGGGAAGUGCGCGCCCCAGCGGCCGUGCAGGACCCGCCCCGGCCCCGCCCUCCAGGACGUCCCGUCGGGAAACCCGCGAGCCACACCGCCGAGCGGCUGCGGCUCUCCCUCCGCGCGCCAGGGGAAAUAAAAGGAGCAAAGGUGAACCCCACUGCAAAGGACCACGAGGCAAUGCCAGGAUGAGGGAGUUGGAGUGACCUGGGUGAUUCUGAGUGAAUCAGUCAGGGAGGCCUUCCUGGAGGAGGCUUGAGACCCCAAGGUGUGGCCAUCGCAACAGAUCAAGCUAUUUCCAAGGUCGGGCCCGGCACUCAGAGCUGACCCAGCCGGGGUCCCCAUCGGUCCCCGAGGAUGCGUCUCCUCCGUAGACGCCACAUGCCCAUGCGCCUGGCCAUGGUGGGCAGUGCCUUCGUGCUCUUUCUCUUCAUCAUGCACAGGGAUGUCAGCAGCACGGAACAGGCCACAGAGAAACCAUGGCUGAAGUCUUUGGUGAGCCAGAAGGACCAUGUUCUGGACCUCAUGCUGGGGGCCGUGAACAACCUUCGAGAUUCGAUGCCUAAGCUCCAGAUCCGGGCCCCAGAGCCCCAGGAGACACCGGUCUCCAUAAACCGGUCCUGCCUACCUGGGCUCUAUACCCCAGCAGAGCUGAGGCCCUUCUGGGAACGGCCACCACAGGAUCCCAAUAGCCCUGGGGCAGAUGGAAAAGCAUUUCAGAAGGACAAGUGGACCAGUCUGGAGACCCAGGAGAAGGAAGAAGGCUAUAAGAAACACUGUUUCAAUGCGUUUGCCAGUGACCGGAUCUCCCUGCAGAGGGCCCUGGGGCCGGACACCCGACCCCCUGAGUGUGUCGACCAGAAGUUCCGCCGCUGCCCUCCACUGCCCACCACCAGCGUCAUCAUUGUGUUCCACAACGAGGCCUGGUCCACGCUGCUGCGAACCGUGUACAGUGUCCUGCACACCAGCCCCGCCAUCCUGCUGAAGGAGAUCAUACUGGUGGAUGAUGCCAGCACCGACGAGUACUUAAAGGAACAACUGGAGCAGUACGUCAAGAAGCUGCAGAUCGUGAGGGUGGUGCGGCAGGAGGAGCGGAAGGGCUUGAUCACUGCCCGACUGCUGGGCGCCAGCGUGGCGCAGGCAGAGGUGCUCACCUUCCUGGACGCCCACUGCGAGUGCUUCCAUGGCUGGCUGGAGCCCCUCCUGGCUCGCAUUGCUGAGGACGAGACGGUGGUGGUGAGCCCAGACAUCGUCACCAUCGACCUGAACACUUUCGAGUUCUCCAAGCCCGUCCCGAGGGGCAGGGUCCACAGCCGUGGCAACUUUGACUGGAGUCUGACCUUUGGCUGGGAGGCUCUGCCCGCACAUGAGAAGCAGAGGCGCAAAGAUGAGACCUACCCCAUCAAAUCCCCGACGUUUGCUGGCGGCCUCUUCUCCAUCUCCAAGUCCUACUUUGAGCACAUCGGUACCUAUGAUAAUCAGAUGGAGAUCUGGGGAGGGGAGAACGUGGAAAUGUCCUUCCGGGUGUGGCAGUGUGGGGGCCAAAUGGAGAUCAUCCCCUGCUCUGUGGUAGGCCACGUGUUCCGCACCAAGAGCCCUCACACCUUCCCCAAGGGCAUCAGUGUCAUUGCUCGCAACCAAGUGCGCCUGGCUGAGGUCUGGAUGGAUAGCUACAAGGAGAUCUUCUAUCGGAGAAAUCUCCAGGCAGCAAAGAUGGCCCAAGAGAAAUCCUUCGGUGACAUUUCGGAACGACUGCAGCUGAAGGAACGACUACAUUGUCGCAACUUUUCCUGGUUCCUGCACAACAUCUACCCAGAGAUGUUUGUUCCCGACCUGAAGCCCACCUUCUACGGAGCUAUCAGGAACCUUGGCGUCGAUCAGUGCCUGGAUGUGGGUGAGAACAACCAUGGGGGGAAACCCCUCAUCAUGUACACCUGCCACGGCCUUGGUGGCAACCAGUACUUUGAGUACACAACCCAGAGGGACCUACGCCAUAACAUCGCGAAGCAGCUGUGUCUACACGCCAGUGCCGGCACUCUGGGCCUGCGGAGCUGUCACUUCACUGGCCAAAACAGCCAAGUCCCCAAGGAUGAGGAGUGGGAAUUGACCCAGGACCAGUUAAUCAGGAACUCAGGAUCUGGUACCUGCUUGACAUCUGAGAACAAAAAGCCAGCCAUGGCCUCCUGCAAUCCCAGUGACCCCCACCAGCACUGGCUCUUCGUCUAAGCUCCUCAUCACCCCCACAGGAGUUCCCACAAGCCUCUCAGGAAACAGGACUUUGGGGAACCUGAUGUUUGAGAACCUGAUUAUCAGCUUCUCAGUAGGCCUUAAAGAUGGGUUUCUUUUUUUUUUUUUUUUUUAAGUAAAAUAAGGUAUUUUAUUAUUGUUUUAAUGUGCAUUUCUUGGUGAUUAAACACUUUUUCCACAA
Prionailurus viverrinus (fishing cat) is the source of this 2979-nucleotide messenger RNA. RefSeq names its product polypeptide N-acetylgalactosaminyltransferase 6 (gene GALNT6). The record is from RefSeq and is a predicted model, not a curated record. The coding region runs from base 909 to 2777 and encodes 622 amino acids. The transcript has 12 exons. Lineage: Eukaryota; Metazoa; Chordata; Mammalia; Carnivora; Felidae. Gene Ontology annotation, cellular component: Golgi apparatus.